CUUGUGCAGCAAUCGAACUUGCCGGUACUGUAAUAAAACCGUGAAACUCUAAUCUGAUGGUGAAUAAAAGUUAGUCAAAAAAGCACAGAACAUGAGUCUUUAUUUAAUGUGUAUUCUGGGCUCCCUGCUCGUCACUAGCUCCAGCGUCGCCGGUCAGAGCUUCAGCUACGAUGGGCAACGCGGACCCUUGCACUGGGGCGAGGAGUAUAACACGUGCGUGGGAAAGCAUCAGUCACCCAUUAAUAUCGAGGAGCACAUUGUUGUGAACGUCUCACUACCGUCUUUGAAAUUCUCCGGUUUGGACGUAUCUCGGAGCGCAUAUCUCACGAACAAUGGCCAUACCGUGAUGCUCAGAUUGAACGACCCCGAAACUGCGCAAGUUUCUGGUGGCCCAUUGGGUCAAGACCCGUAUGUGUUCGAGCAGCUCCAUUUCCAUUGGGGAGAAAAUGAUUCUGAGGGCUCGGAGGAUAAAAUCAAUAACCAUUCGUUCGCCAUGGAACUUCACGUUGUUUUCUACAAAAAAUCGUACGGAUCUAUGGGCGCAGCUGUACAUAAUCCCGAUGGACUCGCUGUUCUUGCUUAUUUCUUUGAGGCAAGCGAAGAUGAUAAUCCUACGUAUGAAUCGAUCGUAAAAUCUCUUCCGAGCAUCGAAAACCUCGACUCGAAUGUAAAAUUACCAGAGGAUUUGAUAAUCGAUCCAAUUCUCGUACCAAAUUAUUCUCUGAUGCAAAAUUAUUUUACGUACAACGGAUCGUUGACAACGCCACCUUGCUCCGAAGUAGUUACAUGGAUCGAUUUCAAAGAUCCACUGCCGCUAUCUCACGCACAAAUUGCGGCAUUCCGAGAUGUGAGAACUUCCGAAGGAAGCAAGUUAACACACAAUUUUCGGCCUGUUCAACCACUCGAAGAUCGAGUAGUCUAUCACAACAUCGUGAACGACGAUAAAGAUGCCAAUCUCAGUAAAAACAAAACUGUCGAAUCCAACACAAUCGCUGAAGCUCAUUCCGGGCAGUUCCAAUUGGACGGUUCUGUCGUGUCGACGGUAGCUGCUUUCCUAUUAACGUUUCGUUCGACGUUAUUCCCAAUGAUGCUUGAAGAUAUUCGGUAACGAGAUCCAGCUCGACCUGCUAUUUUUCUAAAUAGUUUCAUCGCUGGUGGAUCUCACAUUCGAGCGACACACACUCCUACAAAAUAUGUAUAUCAAUGACUUGUAGGCUAAUAGCUUUUUUCAUGACAAAAUCUUUGAUUGAACUAUCAGUGACGUCCCAAUCACUUUUCAUCAUUUUCCACCGAAAACACUAUUUCACGGGGACAAAAACUAAGUAAAAUAAUCGAAGAAUCGGAGAAAACAAUGAUUCAUCUGUAAAGAAAAUGAAAGACAUAAAUUCCUUGCGUUCCUUGAAUUGGACUAUGUAAAUGGAAAUCGAUUCGUAACUCUGAAAUGACAUUGCUGAUCGAUGGAAUAUUUAUUAGUUUUUUUUUUUCAUAGCUACACUGUGAUUGAAAAAAAAAAAUAAUGGCAUCUAUCAUGGAUGAUUGUAGAUUUACUCUGGUAAGAAUGAUUGUUUAAACGAAGUAAAAGCAAAUUUCUGUGCAUUGAAGUUUCAAGAAAAAAUCCCAAUCGAGAGUCAGCAACUUCACCAGGUUUUUAAUUGGAAGUAUUUUUACUUUCACGAAGACGACUAUCAAAAGUUUGUAUUCUCAUUGUGCACUUAUCAGACUGAACUGUUAUCUUGCUAGUUUAAUCAACGAUUUUAUUAAAUAUUUGUUCUAAAAACGAUUGAAAGUAUUUUUUCGAAAAACGUUCAUUUCUUCCAGGUUCAAUAACAUCUUUUUUAAUUACCAUAUGCAAUGCAAGGAUUGUAAGAAAAAAAUCCAUCUCAACGUUGCUAUAGAAUAAUGUUAAUAGACGCACACGAAGCUGAUUUGUGAUAAAAUCAUCGUUUCAUUGCUCGAUCAAAGUGAAUCCAGUGAACGACUUGCUCAUUCAACACGAAUGCCCAUGUGAAUGUAUAAGAGUGUGACUUGAAACGAGUAAAAUAUACAAAAUGUGCAUACUCGUAUCACGAUGUAAAUAUUUAUGCAAUAAAAUCAAACGUACGUCAA
This is a messenger RNA of Venturia canescens, 2106 nucleotides long. RefSeq names its product carbonic anhydrase 2-like. Gene Ontology annotation, biological process: one-carbon metabolic process. Gene Ontology annotation, cellular component: plasma membrane. The transcript has 6 exons. Gene Ontology annotation, molecular function: carbonate dehydratase activity; zinc ion binding. The record is from RefSeq and is a predicted model, not a curated record. NCBI's taxonomy places the organism in Eukaryota, Metazoa, Arthropoda, Insecta, Hymenoptera, Ichneumonidae. Bases 92 to 1108 code for a protein of 338 amino acids.